AUGCCAAAAAAAUACCUUGACAAGAUAUCAGUGAACGUGUAUGAUAUGGGACCCUCUACACGACUCAUCUACCAGAACGAGUUUUCUGAUUACAGUCUUAAAAUUGGGAACAACAUUCUGUCACAAAACUGGGGACAGAAAAAAUUAGUAGCCAGUUAUUUAUCGGAUCACAAUGCUUUCUCAUUACAGUUAACUUACAAAGUGUACUGUUCUGAGGGCUACUAUGGAUCAGAAUGUACCGCUCACUGUCCUGGUAAUCCAAGGAAGUGUGUAGUCAACGGGCAUACCUACUGUAAAAUGGGUUGGGGUGGCACCAACUGUGACCAAGACGUUAACGAAUGUUCUACACAUAAUUUCUGCAGUCAUGGUCAAUGUACAAACACUGUUGGUAGUUUUCAUUGUACCUGUCCUCCCUCCGUGUACGGUCUGAAGUGUCAGCUGGAUGAGGAUGAAUGUUUACUGAAGCCUUGUAAUGGCGGAGAAUGUAUCAACAAAAUAGGGAGUUACCAGUGUCAGUGUAAGAACGGAACCACUGGUAAAAACUGUGAAGCUUUAACGGCACACACGUGUUCCGGCAUCACGUGUAAUAACCAUGGAACGUGUAGUGUCCGAGAUCAUAAGACAGUGUGUACGUGUGAUUCAGGCUACUCUGGGACUGACUGUUCCGUCAGAGACUUCUGUGGAAACAAUAAAUGUCAACAUCAUUCUACGUGUGUUAUUGGUGAAACAAACUAUACCUGUCACUGCCAAAAAGGUUAUAUGGGUCAAUAUUGUGAAAUUCGGGAUUACUGCGCCAGUCAGCCUUGUCUUAACUCGGGAAUCUGUACGAACACCCCGACACGAUACCAGUGUAAAUGUGUUGAUUAUUUUACUGGGAGAACAUGCAGUGAGUAUAACUAUUGUGGGGGAAUUAAUUGCAGUGGUAACGGUAUUUGUCACGUGGUUGGAAAGGGUCGUCAUUGUUCUUGUAACCCAGGGUAUAAAGGCACCGACUGUGAAAUCCAUGACUACUGCUAUAACAAGAACUGCUCAAACCACGGAAAUUGUAACAACGGAAACAAUGAGUUCACGUGUACCUGUAGUGGCGGAUACACCGAUAAAGACUGCGAAACACGGAAUUAUUGUAAUAAUAAGCACUGUUCUAACCACGGUACGUGUCAUAACGAACAUACCUCAUACAGAUGUAACUGUACCUCUGAGUACAUCGGUAAAGAUUGCCAGACACGAGAUUAUUGUUACAAUCAGAAAUGCUCUAGUCAUGGCACCUGUCAUAACGGACGAACCACGUACACAUGUACUUGUCAUUCAGGAUACACGGGCACAAACUGUGAGCACACUUACUGUUACAACAAAAUAUGCUCAAACCAUGGUAAAUGUGUAAAUGGUCAAAACACAUAUACAUGUAACUGUACCGCUGGAUUCACGGGUACAAACUGUGAAAAAAUAGAUUAUUGUAACAAUCAGCACUGUUCUAACCACGGUACUUGUCGUAACGGAAAUACCAAAUAUACAUGUAAUUGUAACCCUGGAUACACCGGUACAAACUGUGAAAAAGUAGAUUAUUGUAACAACCAGCACUGUUCUAACCACGGUACUUGUCGUAACGGAAAUACCAAAUAUACAUGUAAUUGUAACCCUGGAUACACCGGUACAAACUGUGAGAAAAUAGAUUAUUGUAACAACCAGCGUUGUUCUAACCACGGUACCUGUCGUAACGGAAAUACCAAAUAUACAUGUAAUUGUAACCCUGGAUUCAUCGGUACAAACUGUGAAAAAGUAGAUUAUUGUAACAACCAGCGCUGUUCUAACCACGGUACUUGUCGUAACGGAAAUACCAAAUAUACAUGUAAUUGUAACCCUGGAUACACCGGUACAAACUGUGAGAAAAUAGAUUAUUGUAACAACCAGCGUUGUUCUAACCACGGUACCUGUCGUAACGGAAAUACCAAAUAUACAUGUAAUUGUAACCCUGGAUUCAUCGGUACAAACUGUGAAAAAGUAGAUUAUUGUAACAACCAGCGCUGUUCUAACCACGGUACCUGUCGUAACGGAAAUACCAAAUAUACAUGUAAUUGUAACCCUGGAUUCAUCGGUACAAACUGUGAAAAAAUAGAUUUUUGUAACAACCAGCGCUGUUCUAACCACGGUACUUGUCGUAACGGAAAUACCAAAUAUACAUGUAAUUGUAACCCUGGAUACACCGGUACAAACUGUGAAAAAAUAGAUUUUUGUAUGAACCAUCACUGUUCUAACCACGGUAAAUGUGUGAAUGGACACACGUCAUACACAUGUAGUUGUAGCACAGGAUACUCGGGUAGGAACUGCCAGACUCGGAAUUAUUGUUACAAUAAUCGUCAAUGUCACAAUGGCGCCACAUGUGUGAAUGGGAAUUCUAAUUAUACCUGUAAAUGCGUCCAUGGUUAUAAAGGUAUCCACUGUGAAGUGCGUGAUUUCUGUUACAACAAAAACUGUAGUGGGCGUGGAACGUGUCAGAAUGGUCACCAUGGUUACUCCUGUAACUGUAAUUCUGGUUUCCUAGGUAAUGAUUGUGAACAUGAUUAUUGCUUCAAUAACACGUGUAAAAACGGAGCUACCUGUCAUAGUGGAGCGUCAAACUAUACGUGUUCUUGUACGCGGGGAUACGUGGGGUCACUUUGUGAAACUCGGAAUUAUUGUCACGGUCAGACAUGUAGCAGGAGAGGAACAUGUCAAAAUGGCCGCAGUGGGUACACGUGUCAUUGUCCGCCACAGUAUCUCGGAAAUAACUGUGAAUUAAACAACUAUUGUCAUAGUAACCCAUGUAAACAAGGAACGUGUACAAAUACUAACAAUGGAUAUAAGUGUUCCUGUACUGCGGGAUAUACCGGGACAAACUGUGAUAGAACAGAUCAUUGUUACAAUCAACAUUGUUCUCACCACGGUACUUGUCACAACGGAAAUAGCGCAUAUACUUGUACAUGUAACGUUGGAUACAUAGGUAAAACCUGUCAAAAAACAGAUUUUUGUAACAAUCAGCAGUGUUCUAACCACGGUAGAUGUGUGAAUGGACAAAGUUCAUACACAUGUAGUUGUAGCGCAGGCUACUCGGGUAAAAACUGUCAGACACGGAAUUAUUGUUACAAUAAUCAUCAAUGUCAGAAUGGCGGCACAUGUGUGAAUGGGAAUUCUAAGUAUACCUGUAAAUGCGUCCAUGGUCAUAAAGGUAUCCACUGUGAAGUGCGUGAUUUCUGUUACAACAAGAACUGUAGUGGGCAUGGAACGUGUCAGAAUGGUCACCUUGGUUACUCCUGUAAGUGUAAUUCUGGUUUCCUAGGUAAUGACUGUGAACAUGAUUAUUGCUUCAAUAACACGUGUAAAAAUAGAGCUACUUGUCAUAGUGGAGCGUCAAACUAUACGUGUUCUUGUACGCCGGAAUACAUGGGAUCACUUUGUGAAACUCGGAAUUAUUGUCACGGUCAGACAUGUAGCAGGAGAGGAACAUGUCAAAAUGGCCGCAGUGGGUACACGUGUCAUUGUCCGCCACAGUAUCUCGGAAAUAACUGUGAAUUAAACAACUAUUGUCAUAGUAACCCAUGUAAACAAGGAACGUGUACAAAUACUAACAGUGGAUAUAAGUGUUCCUGUACUGCGGGAUAUACUGGAACAAACUGUGAUAGAACAGAUCAUUGUUACAACCAACAUUGUUCUAACCAUGGUACUUGUCGUAACGGAAAUACCAAAUAUACAUGUAAUUGUAACCCUGGAUACACCGGUACAAACUGUGAAAAAAUAGAUUAUUGUAACAACCAGCACUGUUAUAACCACGGUAGAUGUGUGAAUGGGAGAACCUCGUACACGUGUCGAUGUGACGCUGGAUACACUGGGAAAGACUGCGAACAAACUUACUGUUCUCGUCAUCAGUGCAUUAACGGUGCCACUUGUGUCGAUGGAAAUUCUGGUUAUACGUGUAAAUGCGUUACUGGCUACACUGGUUCACACUGUCAAGUACGCGACUAUUGUUACAGGCAAAACUGUAGUGGACAUGGAAUAUGUUACAAUGAGGAACAUGGAUUUGUCUGCUCUUGCAACGAAGAAUUCUAUGGUGUUCACUGUGAACGCCCAUUUGACUGUUACAUCAACCCAUGCCUUCAUGGAGUAUGUUACGAUCUCAAUACAACUUACCAAUGUUUUUGCAGUGAUGGAUAUACUGGGCGCCAUUGCGAUAUUCCGUUAGUCACAGAAAUCAGUACGGAAGCGGUUACUACACCAGAACAUACCUCAGUUCAGAUGUGCACUUCGUCUGCCUGUAACUAUCAUGGAACCUGCUUCCCGGAGAUCAAUCACAGAGGUUAUGUCUGUGACUGUUUUCCUGAUUGGUUGGGUGUUGACUGUGAGACAUACAACUUCUGUCAUAAUAUAUCCUGCUCACAUCAUGGGCAGUGUUUCACUGGGCAUAAUGAUUUUCUUUGUUUGUGUGAUGACGGUUUCACAGGCAAAACGUGUAAUUUGAUUCAAAACUGCAAACCGGAUUCUUGUACUAGUCCCCACGUAUGUACAGAACACGGGAACGGUUACACGUGUGAUUGUCCAUCUGGGUUAUCUGGAAGUUUGUGUCAGUACAUUGAUCAUUGUUUUAGCAAUCCGUGUGGUGUACACGGAAAUUGUCUAUCUGAAAAUAACACGUUGCGAUGUGUGUGUGACAAGGGAUGGACAGGAAUCAAUUGCUCAGAUGCGGAUUUUUGUAGCUCUAACCCAUGUAAAGGUAACGGAAACUGUUCAAAUACACCGACUAAUUUCACUUGCUUGUGCGAACCUGGAUGGGUAGGUGGUGAUUGUAGCAUUCGUGAUCCUUGUCAGGACCACGUUUGUAGAAAUGGAGGAAAUUGUUCCAUAGAAAUUGAACAAAAGAUGCUUGAACAUACAGGAUCGGAUCCCUUUUCCUUAUCAACAUUGACAGUUCUUGAUGAAGUAGCGACUGCAAAAUGUCAUUGUCUGCCAGGGUGGAAUGGAAGUCGAUGUGGAGAGGAUAUGAAUGAAUGCUCAAUCGCUGGUGUUUGUUCCGGACAUGGGAAGUGCAAGAACACUAUAGGCAGCUUUGUCUGUGACUGUGAAGUCGGAUGGGAAGGGUUACAAUGCGAAAUUAACACCGAUGACUGUAUUUCAUUUCCUUGCCUCAACAACGGAACGUGUCAAGAUGAUCUAAAUAGUUUUACCUGUUCGUGUUCUCAGUAUUGGGAAGGUGACACGUGCCAGAGAGACGUGAAUGAAUGUAAUUACUUUCCAUGUGGAGUCCACGGUACGUGCAUAAACCAUGAAGGGAAUUACUCUUGUAGCUGCACGUCGUCAUGGUCUGGGAGACACUGCGAAAUUCAUACGAAGUCUUGCUCUCUUCAACCAUGCCAAAACAAUGCAACUUGUAUAGAUGUCGAUGAUACAUUUUUCUGUGAAUGUGCAACAGGUUUCGCGGGCCGUAUGUGUGAAAGUGAUGUAGACGAGUGCAAAAUGAUCUCGCCAUGCAAGCAUUCAGGAACGUGUGUUAACACGUAUGGAUCCUAUCGCUGCAAUUGUAUUUCGGGCUGGACAGGAGACCUUUGUGAUAAUGAUAUAGAUGAAUGCAGGACUUCGCCGUGUCCGCAGAACACGACAUGUAUUAACGAACUCAGUGGUUAUCGUUGUGCCGAUUGUUCAACCUUUGCCUGUUUGAAUGGUGGUCAUUGUAUUGACAGGCUAAACGGACCUGAAUGCUCAUGUACGACGAAUUGGACUGGAACACGCUGUCAGCAGCGGAACUUCUGUACCAACAAUCCUUGUGCUCCAUACGAAAAAUGCAUAAAUACGAAAACAACUUACGCCUGUGAAUAUCAUCCUUGUUUGAGUUCGCCGUGUAGGAAUAAUGGCACUUGUGUUGAAACAGGAAUUGGUUUCCAGUGUCAGUGUCCCAAUGGAUGGAUAGGUAGCACCUGUUCGGAUAAAGAUUAUUGCGCCUCGGUUACCUGCAUGAAUAAUGGAACGUGUUCUAAUGCAAAUGGGACUUUUCUCUGUUCUUGUUCGAAAAACUGGUAUGGAGAAAGAUGUAGCUAUUUCGAUUUCUGCUUUUCGUCUCCGUGCGUUAAUAGUGGAAUAUGCCAUAAUGACUACGGAAGUGGUGACUUUUCGUGCGAAUGUAAGAACGGCUGGGUCGGUAAAAAGUGUGAAAAUAAAGAUUUCUGUCUUUCAGUUCCAUGCGUAAACAACGGUAUUUGCGUCAACCUGAAUGACACUUACACUUGCACCUGUUCUUCGGUGUGGGUCGGAAGAAACUGUCAAUACUAUAACUACUGUCUUCAGCAUCCGUGUGGGGACAACGCAAAGUGUAUCAACCAGAAUGAUACAUAUUCCUGCAUAUGUGACCCCGGGUACAUCGGCCAACACUGUGACUUUAUUGAUCAUUGCCACGUGAACCCUUGCCUCAAUAACGGAACCUGUAGUUUGGAACCAUAUGGUUAUCGCUGUCACUGUCAUGGAGGUUACGUUGGAAACCGAUGUGAGCGCGAUAUGGACGAAUGCACUUUUGACCUUUGUCCUGCCAAAUCAACCUGCUACAAUAAAGACGGUGGAUAUGAAUGUAUUUGGAAUACUAGACGUAGAAGGGGAAUUCAAAUGGGAAUUAUAAAUACUGCAAAACUUCAUAGAGUUAGGUUCCCAUUUGAUCUUUCGAGAGUAGUUGACAAUUUCCAUGCGACACUUACAAAGGAACUCUGUUCAUCCCCGGAAAAUGCUGUCUUUCUUCCCAGAAAACUGGAAGUUCGUUCAAGCGACGAACCUCGUAUCCUUCUGCAGUAUCACGCUUCUUGUCAAAAAACAACAGAAAGCACAAGGGGCGAGAAAACAAUAGAAAGCACAAGGGUGGGGAAACAGUGACCAUUCUCUGACCUUCAACCAAGGACAAAUUAAAAGAAUAACCUUAUAAAAUUUUAACUGAAUAUGUUUAUUUUCCUAUCGUUGUGUUUUAAUUUCUUUUACAUUAUAUAAUAUAUUUCAGUCAAAAAGAAUGAUUUAAUUUGUAAAUCAGUGUAGCAUAUGCUUAGGCAAACUUACUAUCUUUUUAUUCAGAAUUAGAUUGUUGUUGUUGUUCAGUAAACCGACAAGAUAUGAUUUGUAUUUAAUGUCAAACCUCUUCAAAUAUAUGUUAUCCCCCCUACAAUUAGGGUUAACAGCACUAAUUUUACAAUAAUAUUGUUCAAAGGGGAAAAAUCAAAGGAUUACUAAUGAAGAAAUCUGUGGCUAAAUCGAAAAAGUUCCGCCAUUUUGAUUCUGAUAGUGUGGUAGACCAUUGUAUUUUAAAAGAUGAGUUACAGAGGUGGGUCUAGAGGAGGGGGUUAUGGGGGUUGUAUAUCAGGCGCGGAUCUAGAGACGGGGUUACGGCGAUCGUACCUGAGGUGGUGUUACGGGGGUUGUACAUCAGUGGCGGAUCUAGAAGCGGGGUUAUGGGGGUUGUACAUCAGAGGCGGAUCUAGAGACGGGGUUAUGGGAGUUGCCACCAAUCCCUUUGGUCGAAUUAUUUUCAAAAAUGGUAAUUAGUCAUCAGUAGAAUUAUCACGUUAAACAUCACUUUAAGUACAAGCAUUGUAAUGCAAUCAUAUCAUUUAUAUAGUAUUUAUCAUUGUAUGCAUUAUAUAUUUCAUAUUGCUCAUAUUCAAGUAUAAUACCAUCUGGUAGGCAUAAAAAUGUCAAUAAUGUAUACAUGUUGUAAAACAAUUAAAUUUGAUGUGAUAACAUUCUCUACCUCCUAUUGUGCACAGAUUUGUAUUGCAAUUCAAUUUAUUAAAACAUACUGCAUAA
Molecule: messenger RNA, 7800 nt
Organism: Ostrea edulis (European flat oyster)
Lineage: Eukaryota; Metazoa; Mollusca; Bivalvia; Ostreida; Ostreidae
Product: fibrillin-2-like
Exons: 6
Coding region: 1-6879 (2292 amino acids)
Biological process (GO): establishment or maintenance of epithelial cell apical/basal polarity; heterophilic cell-cell adhesion; cell communication
Cellular component (GO): protein-containing complex; plasma membrane
Molecular function (GO): calcium ion binding
Source: RefSeq, a predicted model, not a curated record